This is a messenger RNA of Rattus rattus (black rat), 1283 nucleotides long. Its product is annotated as TLC domain-containing protein 4. The transcript is spliced from 8 exons. Gene Ontology annotation, biological process: lipid homeostasis. Gene Ontology annotation, cellular component: membrane; endoplasmic reticulum. The record is from RefSeq and is a predicted model, not a curated record. NCBI's taxonomy places the organism in Eukaryota, Metazoa, Chordata, Mammalia, Rodentia, Muridae. Bases 230 to 1021 code for a protein of 263 amino acids.
CUUUUGCAUAGUGUCUGGGCAUAUAAAGCAGAAUUCACCAUUGGAAAAGGGUUUUGGCUACGUGGCGAGUCGGGGCGCUGACCGCCGCGGGGGCGGACUCACAUACUUCUCCCCACUCGUGAGGCAAUGGUCUAUGACUUUGGCUUAAAUGAUUCUUAGAAAUUAUCCGACCAACUCUUUCAAUUUAUAGAUGAGAAAACUGAGUCAAAAAGAAACAGGUUGAAGGACGAUGGAGGCCAACGCUAAGAUGGUCAUCGGCACCGUCUGCUGCAGCUUUGUCACUUUUCAGCUUCUUUUCCAUUUCAUAAGUUGCUGGUUUUCAGCAAGAGUCUCUCUGGGCUAUAACAGUCUCAGCACCGAGAAGAAGAUCGAAUGGAACUCGAGGGUAGUGUCCACGUGCCACUCUAUGCUGGUUGGGAUUUUUGGUUUAUACCUCUUCUUCUUCGAUGAAGCUACUAUAGCUGAUCCACUCUGGGGUGAUCCAUCACUUGUGAAAAUAAAUAUUUCGACUGCUUCAGGCUACCUCAUUUCUGAUUUAUUGAUUAUACUUUUUAAUUGGAAAGUGAUCGGAGACAAAUUUUUUAUAAUUCACCAUUGCGCAGGACUAAUUGCAUACUACUUUGUAUUGAAAAUUGGAGUGCUUGCAUACAUUGCCAAUUUCCGCCUGCUUGCUGAGCUUUCCAGCCCCUUUGUAAACCAGAGAUGGUUCUUUGAAGUCCUGAAGUACCCCAAGUUUUCCAAAGUCAAUGUCAUCAAUGGAAUUCUUAUGACCGUGGUCUUUUUCAUCGUGCGGAUCAUCGCGAUACCUCCAAUGUACUUCUACGUUUACUCCGUGUACGGAACAGAACCCUACAUAAGGCUUGGAUCUGUAGUCCAUUUUGUCUGGAUCUCUUCUUGUAUUGUUUUAGAUGUGAUGAACAUCAUGUGGAUGAUCAAAAUCACAAAAGGAUGCAUGAAAGUCAUCUCUCUCAUCAGACAAGAGAAAGCCAAGGACAGCCUUCAGAAUGGAAAACUCGAUUAAAGGCGGCUUCAUCAGACAGCUGUGUCCACAGACCAUCUUCAUUCCCUGUCUUGUCUGAUAGGACGAGCUCUGUGCCGGCCGCUCUGUCAGGCAGCGUUGUUACUGUGGCGGUCUCAGUGUUUUUGUUUCUCCUUUCUUUCCUCUUUAGACAGGAGAAAAUGCAAUUUAGUUCUCAUUUCAGGAUUUCUUCUUUGCUUCUAUAUUUUUAGGCAUGGAUGGAAAUCGAAAGGUUUAAAUAAAAGUUGUAAGUAGAGUGGUAAAA